AUGUUCCAACAAACUCUCAGAAAAGCCGCCCGGUCGGCUCUCGCAGCUUCCCCUUCCACAUCUGCAUUUGCUCUCCGCCGCACAUCACAGUUGCAAACACGUCUGCCCGCUGCCGUGCGGCCAUUUGCUCCCCGACCUUCCUCCCGAUUCUAUUCCACCGAGAACAAAGAAACUUCUAAGGAAUCUGAGGCGUCCGAAAACACUGAGGCCCAGGACCCCGUCCAGAAGAAGCUCGAGGAGCAGGAGAAGCAGAUCAUUGAGUUGAAGGAUAAAUACCUCCGCUCCGUCGCCGAUGCCCGUAACAUUCAAGAACGCGCUAAGCGCGAUCAAGACAGUGCCCGAAACUUCGCUAUUCAGCGCUUCGCCAAGGAUCUCCUGGAGAGCAUUGACAACUUCGACCGCGCGCUGCUGGCCGUGCCCGUGGAACAGCUCAAUGCCGAGCAAACCGAGGAGAACAAGGCUCUCCACGACCUUGUCGCAGGUCUCAAGAUGACCGAUCACAUUCUCAUGAAUACCCUCCAGAAGCACGGUCUUGAGCGCUUCGAUCCCAGCGAGCUGGUUGAGGGUGCGGCACAGAAGUUCGAUCCCAACCUUCACGAGGCUGUCUUCAUGGCUCCUUCGACUGAAUUGAAGGAUGGUGAAGUCAUGUACACCCAGAGCAAGGGUUUCCGUCUGAACGGACGUACUAUCCGGGCUGCCAAGGUCGGUGUUGUUAAGAAUGCCUAA
This is a messenger RNA of Penicillium angulare, 726 nucleotides long. RefSeq names its product mitochondrial nucleotide exchange factor MGE1 (gene grpE). The record is from RefSeq and is a predicted model, not a curated record. Gene Ontology annotation, molecular function: protein-folding chaperone binding; adenyl-nucleotide exchange factor activity; protein homodimerization activity. Gene Ontology annotation, cellular component: PAM complex, Tim23 associated import motor. Bases 1 to 726 code for a protein of 241 amino acids. Lineage: Eukaryota; Fungi; Ascomycota; Eurotiomycetes; Eurotiales; Aspergillaceae. The transcript is spliced from 3 exons. Gene Ontology annotation, biological process: protein import into mitochondrial matrix; protein folding.